This is a messenger RNA of Pneumocystis murina B123, 1588 nucleotides long. Its product is annotated as fumarate hydratase, mitochondrial. The coding region runs from base 57 to 1565 and encodes 502 amino acids. Gene Ontology annotation, molecular function: fumarate hydratase activity. Gene Ontology annotation, biological process: malate metabolic process; fumarate metabolic process; tricarboxylic acid cycle. Lineage: Eukaryota; Fungi; Ascomycota; Pneumocystomycetes; Pneumocystales; Pneumocystaceae. The record is from RefSeq and is a predicted model, not a curated record. The transcript is spliced from 11 exons. Gene Ontology annotation, cellular component: mitochondrion; tricarboxylic acid cycle heteromeric enzyme complex.
CAAUAUACAAUUAUAUAUAAUAUUUAUUUUAUUAAUGUUAUUAAAAUAUCUACAAUAUGACAUACCAGUCGUUAAAAUUCUUUAUAAAAUUACCCUCACAAUUCUCUUUAUGUAAGAAACUCAAUAUUAAAUAUAAAAAUUCUAGGCAAUUUAGUUUAUCUAAACAAACAUAUGAAAAAUUUAGAAUAGAAAAAGAUGCAUUCGGAGAGUUACAGGUUCCCAUAAAUUGCUAUUGGGGAGCACAAACACAAAGAUCUUUACAAAAUUUUAAUAUUGGAGGACCAACAGAAAAACUCCCAUUACCUCUUAUUAAAGCUUUUGGUAUUUUAAAAAAAGCCGCAGCAAUAGUAAAUAUAGAUUAUGGUCUUGACGAAAAAAUCGGAAAAGCUAUUCAACAAGCAGCAGAUGAGGUUAUUUCAGGAAAAUUGUUAGACCAUUUCCCUCUUGUAAUCUGGCAAACCGGAUCAGGCACUCAGUCAAAUAUGAAUGCUAAUGAGGUAAUUUCAAAUCGUGCUAUAGAAAUCCUUGGUGGAAAGUUAGGUUCAAAAGAUCCGGUUCAUCCAAAUGAUCAUGUGAACAUGUCUCAAUCAUCAAAUGACACAUUUCCUACAGUAAUGCAUAUUGCCGCUGUAACAGAAAUUACACAGAACUUAAUACCAUCUCUUCAGUAUUUACAUGACGCUCUUCUUGAAAAAGAAAAAUCAUUUGUUGGAAUCAUUAAAAUAGGGCGUACUCAUUUACAAGAUGCUACACCUCUUACUCUGGCACAGGAGUUCAGUGGUUAUGUAACUCAGGUUAAAUAUGGGAUUGAAAGGAUAAAUAACACUUUAAUUGGACUACGGAAACUUGCACAAGGCGGAACAGCUGUUGGAACGGGUCUUAAUACAAAAAUAGGUUUCGAUAUUAAAAUAGCUGAACAAAUAUCGAAACUUGUAGGGGAAAAAUUUGAAACUGCAGAAAAUAAGUUUGAAGCCCUUGCUGCUCAUGAUGCUAUAGUAGAAACAAGCGGUUCCCUUAAUACAGUAGCUUGUAGUUUAAUGAAAAUUGCCAAUGAUAUACGUUAUCUUUCCAGUGGUCCUCGAUGCGGAUUAGGAGAAUUAUCAUUACCUGAAAAUGAGCCAGGAAGCUCAAUUAUGCCUGGAAAAGUUAACCCAACACAAAAUGAAGCUUUAACAAUGGUAUGUGCCCAAGUUAUGGGAAAUCACACUGCAAUUUCUAUUGGUGGUGCUAGUGGCCAAUUCGAACUUAAUGUAUUUAAACCAAUGCUUAUCGCAAAUCUCUUACAAAGUACUCGUCUUCUUUCGGAUGCAUCCCGCUCUUUUGCAAAAAAUUGUGUUAUUGGUAUUAAAGCUAACGAAUCUCGUAUCAGUGAACUUAUGAACAAAUCAUUAAUGCUGGUUACAGCACUUAAUCCUCAUAUAGGAUAUGAUAAGGCCGCUCUCAUAGCAAAAACUGCACACAAAGAGGGAAAAACUCUUAAAGAAACUGCCCUUAAACUCGGGCUUUUAACAGAGCAACAAUUUGAAAAAUGGGUAGAUCCUCACAAAAUGAUAGGACCAUCAUAAACUAUUAGUAUAUAAUUUAGACA